This is a messenger RNA of Oppiella nova, 1191 nucleotides long. NCBI's taxonomy places the organism in Eukaryota, Metazoa, Arthropoda, Arachnida, Sarcoptiformes, Oppiidae. The record is from the annotation of a GenBank genome assembly.
AUUCCGUUCCGCUUGCCAAACGAACCACCGACCAGAAUCGUCACCCAAACUCUUCGGGUGACAUUGGCCAAAGUAGAUCAGCAAGGCGAGGCAACAGAAUUGUUACGUCUGUGCCACCAUCCGUUUGUUUAUGGACGGUCGGCUGAGUUUGACCUUAUCUUUGCCUGCAGAAACUUUGAUUUUCUCGGAAAGUACUUUAAGGUGCACGCAGUGGACAUGCUGGGGUGGGGCGCAUCAAGCAGGCCGGAGUUUACACCGAAAAAUACAGAAGAGACGGAGGCCUUCUUUGUUGAUUCUUUGGAGGAGUGGCGGAAGGCGAUGAAAAUUGAAAAGAUGGUACUCAUGGGCCACUCGUUUGGGGGUUAUAUGUCGGCGCAAUACGCACUUAAGUAUCCAGACCACAUACAACACCUCAUCCUAGUUGGGUGCGCGGGGGUAGGGCACGCGGGGGAGACCUUGGACAACUUUAAGAAGACGUGGAAGGGCUCUCUAGCGAACUUCAUCUGGGAGAGCAACGUGACUCCCCAGGGCUUUAUCAGGUCGAUUGGUCCCAUAGGCCCCCGGUUUGUAAGGGGUUAUACCAGCGCCCGGUUUGGAAGCCGCGCCCAGGGGGAGCCGUUCACCGAUCGCGAGCGGGACUUGUUUACUGAGUACAUGUACCACACGAUUGCGGCAAGGGGUAGCGGAGAACUCGCCCUCAAGUACAUAUUCCAACUAGGGGCGUACGCCAGGAAACCACUAUUGGACAAGGUUGCCGAUUUGAAAGUACCGACCACUUUCAUCUACGGCAUGCAAGACUGGAUGGACUACCGGGCAGGCGAGUUGGCGACCAAAACGAUGACUGUCCCGGGGGAAGUCAUCCGAGUACCCACUGCUGGGCACUACGUUUUCAUGGACAACGCGCCCGCGUUCCACUCGGCGGUUCUCACCGCCUGUCGAAAGUUUGUGGACGUCGACGGGAAGGUCAAAACGGAUCUUGCGGAAGCGUCGCGGAAGGUCACAGAGGAGUUUGCGACAAGACAAGCGGAGUUGGCGGCGGCGAAAGGGCAACCGGAGCAAUUGCAGCCGGUGAAUAGGUUUGAGAGUCAGGAUGAAGUCAUGGCGUGGAAUAAUAAGCGACCGGCGCUUGCAAAAUUCUUCCGACCGUACCAUGGGGAAAUUGGGUCGCCGGCACCCGAACCCACCAUGGCU